This is a messenger RNA of Cuscuta campestris, 867 nucleotides long. The record is from the annotation of a GenBank genome assembly. NCBI's taxonomy places the organism in Eukaryota, Viridiplantae, Streptophyta, Magnoliopsida, Solanales, Convolvulaceae.
GAAUUGAAGUUGAAAAGUGCCAAACAUUCUGUUUAACUAUGUGUUAGUUAUUUUGUGUUGGCUGAAUAUUUUUAACAAAAGUUUUCAUUUCACUUAUAAGUUCAGUUUGAAUGGGACACAACAUGCAUCUCUGGAGUAGCAUUGUAUCCUUUUGGCACUUUGGAGUCUUUUCAAAGGGUUCUUUCACCGUUUGGGCUUACAGAUUCUUGUCCAUUUGAUCGACACUUGACCGCCAUCGAUUCUGGCUUGACCGCCGCCAUACCGUCUCCACCUUCGAAGGUCUCAGCCUGUUGCCAUCGUCAUACUGCCGAAACUUUGGCCUGUUGAAAGCCAUCGUGUUCCUGUGCACUGUUCAAGCAUGUCAAACGGAUCUCGUGGUAAAGAUCACUUCGAUUCUCUUCCUAGAGAACCAAUGGGAGAGGUCGUGGCGAUUCCAUCCGCGGUCGAGGUCGAUAUCCGGGAAGUCGUGGAGGAGGAGGUCAGACCAGAGCGAUAUGAUGAUGAUUUUUCUGCUGGCCCUUCCUCCAAUCCUCCUAAUGCUCAAGCUUUGUACACUGCCUAUCCCACUGAUUCCAGUUAGAAUUAGCACCGUGACUCUGGUGAAACAACUCACGUGACUUCCGAUCUCUCAAGGUUGAAUAACCUUACUUCUUAUCACGGCUCAAACUCGGUUUCCGCCACUAGAGGACAAUCUCUACCGAUAUCGUACGUUGGUUCAGGAAAAGUUACUACAUCUGCAAGUACUUUUACCAUAUCUAAUAUCCUCUACGUCCCUGACCUAAAAAUUCACCUCUUUUCAAGUUCACCAAUUUAUCACUCACAAUAACAGUUCUCUUCUUUUUCCCUUAAGAAAUUUUUUAUCCUAGA